ACACACGCAUGGGCACGCAUCCAAUCACGCACGUAGACACACGCACGCACAGAUUGUGGAUACACCUCUGUUCUGGAUCUCCACAGAGUGAUGUCAGAGGUCAGGGAGAACAGUGAACGGGAGGUGUGUAUGGGUGAACAUGUGUGUUAGAGCACUAGGACAGGGCCAUUCCUCUCCAGUAUAAAUACUGGGUCCUGGUGGAGACGGGUAGAAAAGUGAUGCAUACACCUUCAGGACUGUGUGAAAAGACAAAAGAGGAGUCAAACUUAUCAUAAAAGGAGGUUACACGGCAGAGAAGAGAAGAUUCACAGAGGAGUUAUUCACCAAAAAGAGUGGAGAAUGACUGACCAAAACGGUGUAUUCAUGGGGAUGGACCUGCUUUGCCAGGUGAACAGCCAUGCCCAUCGUACAGAGGAGAUGGACGUGGAAAGGCUGCUGGUUCGUAGGGGGCAGCCCUUCUCCCUUGCCUUGCAGUGCUUCACAACCCUGCCCCCUAAACACAAACUAGCCAUGAUCUUGCAUCUAGGUAAGGAGGGUGAGGUGGUUGUGAAGGUGUUGGAAGCCCGUGCUGGCAGUGGCAAGUGGUGGUUCCGCCAGCAGGGGGCUCAGAGUGAGGUGCUGCUGACGAUCCACAGCCCAGCAGACGCCCCUGUGGGAAUCUACAGCGUGACAGUGCUGCUCCUCUCCCCUGAUGGACACAUCCUGGAGAAGACAACACCAGAGUUGUUCUACCUGCUCUUCAACCCCUGGUGCAAAGCUGACUCUGUGUACCUCCCUGGUGAGGAGCUGCUAGAGGAGUACAUCCUGAAUGAAAAUGGCCUCCUUUACCAGGGUUCCUGGGACCAGAUUUCCUCACUACCCUGGAACUUUGGACAGUUUGAACAAGAUGUGGUGGACAUCUGUUUUGAAAUCCUGGACAAUUCACCUGCUGCACUGACAAACCCAGAGAUGGACACAGCCAACCGAGCAGACCCAGUGUACGUGAGCAGGACAAUUACUGCCAUGGUGAAUGCUAAUGAUGACCGUGGCGUGGUGUCUGGCCGUUGGGACGGGAAGUACGAUGACGGUGUGCCGCCCACACGUUGGACUGGCAGUGUGCCCAUCCUCAGGCGCUGGAGUGAGGCCGGGGCACAGAGGGUGCGCUACGGACAGUGCUGGGUGUUCUCAGGCGUAGCCUGUACAGGUCGCAGUUGUAAAUCAGAACUUGUUCUCAACUGGCCUACCUGGUUAAAUAAAGUUCUUCGCUGUCUGGGCAUACCCACUCGCCCAGUUACAAACUACUCUUCUGCCCAUGACACCGAUGGCAACCUGAAUGUGGACUAUCUGUAUGAUGAGCAGCUGGAGAGUGUGUCUGAAGGCAGGAAGGAUAUGAUCUGGAACUACCAUUGCUGGGUGGAGUCCUGGAUGGACAGGGAGGAUCUUCCUAAAGGCUAUGAUGGGUGGCAGGCUCUGGAUCCCACCCCACAGGAGAGGAGUGAUGGGGUGUACUGUUGUGGGCCCUGUCCAGUGAAGGCAGUGAGGGAUGGUGAUGUGGGGAUGAAGUAUGAUGCAGCCUUCGUGUUCUCUGAGGUGAACGCAGACCUGGUCACCUGGAUAGUCUACCCAGAUGGCCAACGCUCACAAGUUUCCCUCAACCAGAAUACAGUUGGCCAAAACAUCAGCACCAAGAGUGUGUACGGAGACUACAGAGAGGACAUCACUAAACAUUACAAAUACCCCGAAGGUUCAGUGAAAGAGCGUGAGGUGUAUGAGAAGGCAGGACGGCGGGUAACGCAGCCGAAUGGAGCACCAGGGCAGCUGGAGCUGAAGAUCAAACACGCCCAGGCCAUCCUGGGGACAGACUUUGAUGUGAUAGUGGAGGUGCACAACGUCGGUGGAGAGGACACCCCAGCGCAGCUGACUGUGACGUCCAACGCUGUCACCUACAACAGCCUCCACCGGGGGGAGUGCCAUAGGAAGACUGCCAGCCUGACCGUGCCAGCCCAGAAAGCUCAUAAGGAAGUGCUGCGGCUACGGUACGAUCACUACGGGGCAUGUGUGUCUGAGCAUAACCUGAUCAGGGUCACAGCACUACUCCAGGUCAGCGGCCAGCCCGAAGUCAUCUUACAAGAGGUCAACAUCCAACUGAGCAUGCCUCAGCUCCAUGUCAAGGUGGUGGGAGAUGCAGUUGUAUCUCGGAAAUUGAUUGCCCACAUCAGCUUCACCAAUCCACUGCCUAUUACCCUCAGAGGGGGCGUGUUUACUGUGGAGGGGGCAGGUCUGACAGCAGCGCAGGAGAUCCAAGCACCAGAUGACAUUGGACCAGGUCAAGAGGUCAAGGUCAAGUUGUCCUUCAAGCCCACCCGAGCAGGCCUGAGAAAACUGAUGGUCGACUUUGAUGCAGACAGAAUAAGGGAUGUUAAAGGCAUUGCCACUUUGAUUGUGAGAAACAAGUGAACUGUCAAUUAACAAUGUAUAUCAUAUCAUGUAUAUUUCUAUAUAAAAACAAUUACCCUGUAAAUGCAAAAUGAAAGUGAGUUGCAAAAUCAUGUGUUGUUUUUUUCUAUUGUUCUUGAUGAUCUUAUGAAGGGAUUUACAAGCCUUGGCAAAGAAAGAUGGGUCUCUGAAUCCAAAAGUAUUGCUAGAGUCCGGAGACUAAAUCUAUUUGUGAGACUAAUGUAACCAUACCCUUUGUCACGUAGAGUAGGCCAGAAGGCUAAACUGAAAAACCUAACCUCUAUCAAAUAAAAAGAUGGCAAAAGUA
Messenger RNA from Salvelinus fontinalis (brook trout), 2743 nucleotides. Its product is annotated as protein-glutamine gamma-glutamyltransferase 2-like. Bases 340 to 2436 code for a protein of 698 amino acids. The record is from RefSeq and is a predicted model, not a curated record. Lineage: Eukaryota; Metazoa; Chordata; Actinopteri; Salmoniformes; Salmonidae. The transcript has 14 exons. Gene Ontology annotation, biological process: peptide cross-linking. Gene Ontology annotation, molecular function: protein-glutamine gamma-glutamyltransferase activity.